Musa acuminata subsp. malaccensis (wild Malaysian banana) is the source of this 756-nucleotide messenger RNA. RefSeq names its product acireductone dioxygenase 2. The record is from RefSeq and is a predicted model, not a curated record. Gene Ontology annotation, molecular function: acireductone dioxygenase [iron(II)-requiring] activity. NCBI's taxonomy places the organism in Eukaryota, Viridiplantae, Streptophyta, Magnoliopsida, Zingiberales, Musaceae.
GAUUGGUUUUACAUACACUUACUUGCUCUAUAAAAGUCAUAGCCAACGAAGGUACGUCUUCAGGUAAGACAGAUGGAGGGAGAGAGAGGAAUGGAGACUUUGUUUCAGGAUGGCAAGGAGGAGGUGUUGCAAGCGUGGUUUAUGGACGAUGGUGAGGAAGACCAGAGGCUUCCCCAUCACUGCGAACCCAAGAAAUUUGUGUCCUUGGACAAACUUGCAGAUCUGGGAAUCGUCACUUGGCGUCUCAAUGCCGAGAAUCAUGAGAACGACGAGGAUCUGAAAAAAAUCCGGGAAGCCAGAGGCUGUUCUUUCGUGUACACCGUUGAUAUGCAUCCGGAGAGGUUGCCAGAUUACGAGGCCAAGUUGAAGAGCUACUUUCAAGAGCACCGGCACACCAACGAAGAAACCUCUUACUGCCUCGAAGGGAGUGGGUAUUAUGAUGUGAGGGACAAAAACGACUGCUGGAUUCGGAUAGCAGUGAAGAAAGGAGGAAUGAUCGUCAUACCUGCUGGAAUCUACCAUCGUUUUACGCUGGACACAAGCAACUACAUCAAGGCAAAUCUAUUCUUAACCAAGCCAGUAAAUUCAUCAUCAGAUCGACCCGGUGAUGACCUUUCUUCGAGGAAGGAAACCUUUGAAACGUUUCUGAGGAAGGAAACUGAUGAGCUUGGCGUCGAAGCUCGGUAAUGGCGAUGCAGCUAAACUUAUCACCCACAUAACGAGCAGUAGAUGAUGAAUAAGAAGCAUUUUCUUGAA